Molecule: messenger RNA, 1800 nt
Organism: Fonsecaea monophora
Lineage: Eukaryota; Fungi; Ascomycota; Eurotiomycetes; Chaetothyriales; Herpotrichiellaceae
Exons: 9
Coding region: 1-1800 (599 amino acids)
Biological process (GO): transmembrane transport
Molecular function (GO): transmembrane transporter activity
Source: RefSeq, a predicted model, not a curated record
AUGGACAACAAAGAUGUCAUCGUCCACUAUGAGCGCGAGGCCGGGUCCGAGAGCUCUUCCAACGACCAUACGAAGGAAGAGCACGCCGCAGCAUGGGAGAAAUCUUCCACGGACAUUGCGCAAAAGGGAGCCCACGAAGAUUCCUUGACCCUUCGUGAGGUGUUCACCGGGCGCGUGGUUCUCAGCAUCUUGUUCCUGGGCCUUGCUUAUUCCGAAGCCAUCGGGUUUUUGCUCUUCGCAUCGUUGCUUGUGACGGAAUACAACACUCAUUUCAACUCGACAAAUGGUUCAUGGGUCCCAAUCUCAGUCAUCACGGCGGCAACUGUCAUGUUCUCGAUCUGGGGCAGAUGGUCUGACAUUCUCGGUCGGCGCUACAUCUUUCUCAUCGCGAAUGUGAUUGGUGUCGUUGCGUCGAUCGUAGCGGCCACAGCUCAGUCGAUAAACGCGCUCAUUGCGGGCUGCGUACUUGCUGGUGUUGCGAAUGCAGGCAAUCAACUUAGUAUUGCAGCAGUGACCGAGCUGUUACCAAACAGAUACAAGUCUUUUGGAAUUGGCGUCACUGGAGCCUUGAUUCUCCCUACUCAGUUUGCGCCCUUGAUUGCUGGGUCAUUCGUCGAUCAUUACGCUAUAGGCUGGAGAGGCUGCUGGUGGGUGAUGGUUGGGCUCUGCGGGGUUGUCUUCAUAGGCCUGCUGCUUGUGUACUUUCCACCGAAAGGAGCAGAGAUGAGCGACAGCGAGGAACUCCACAAAGGCGUCAAAUAUGAGCUUCGUCACUUCGACUGGGUUGGUGUCAUACUGUUGGCCGGGUCCUUGGUAUCGGUGCUGCUCGGACUGCAGUGGGGAGGAUCGCAUUAUCCGUGGAAAUCGGCCCGUGUCAUCUGCACCAUCGUCAUUGGGGGACUUGGACUCGUCGGCUUCGGCCUCUGGGAGUCACUGGCAAUACCAAAGAUCCCACUCAUCUCGCUUGAGCUUAUGAAAAUGGUUCGAGGAUUCGUUAUACCGGCCAUCGCCAUCGCCACGUCGGCAAUGUCUUACUAUGCCAUGAACAUCAUCUGGCCCCUGAUCAUCUCCUCACUCUUCACCACCAGCGCUCAGACUGCCAGCUAUUAUCAGAUGGCCUCUCCGACAGUGUCGACCAUUGUCAGCUUGAUCUUCCCUCCCAUUGCCCAGCGGAUCGGUCACUACAAGUGGCAGGCUGUUUUCUACACUAUCUGCCAGGGUGCCAUCACGGCUGCCAUGGCGGCGACCACCGAGCAUACCAAAGUCAUGUCGACUGCUUUCCUCGCCAUCAGCGUUGCCUUCUUGACUUGUGGAACACUUUGUAUGCAGCUUUGUCUAGCAACACAGGUUCCGCCGCGCCUCCUUGGCUCCGCUUUCGGACUUGCCGGGGCUGCUCGUCAAUUCAUGGGAUCUGUCGUGUCCGCGAUAUACAUCACCAUCCUGAACAAUGGACUCACAGACAACAUUCCGAAGGAUGUGUCGGCGGCUGCCCUGGAGACAGGUCUUCCGCAAACCUCCCUCGUCAGUCUACUCUCAGCUCUCGGCACAAAUGACCCGCCCGCCAUCGCCGCCGUACCCGGUAUCACACCUGCAAUUCUGGAGGCCGUGGGCCGGGCAACCAAGAAAGCAUAUAGGGAUUCGUUCAAGACCAUCUUCUUUGUCUCGAUCGCAUUCUCCGUCAUUUGCACGGCAACUGCCUGUUUCAUCAAGGACUUCAACGACAAGAACACAGACAAUCAUGUCGAGCUGAAGGUCAACUCGGCUGAUAAACAAGAGGAGCAAACUUCAGACAAGGCCUAG